Guillardia theta CCMP2712 is the source of this 840-nucleotide messenger RNA. RefSeq lists its product as hypothetical. The record is from RefSeq and is a predicted model, not a curated record. The transcript has 10 exons. NCBI's taxonomy places the organism in Eukaryota, Cryptophyceae, Pyrenomonadales, Geminigeraceae. The coding region runs from base 1 to 840 and encodes 279 amino acids.
AUGGCAGACGUCGUCGAGGACGACAAGGAUGACUCCUCCUCCUCGUCCUCCUCCGACUGCUGGGAAUGCACAACAUGCCUUAAGAGCAUUCCUGGAAUCAUCUGGCAGUGCCGUAGCGGCCACCUGCUUUGCGGCGACUGCCAUGUUCUUGCCAAGAACCACUGCCCCACAUGCUCAGUAGAGCUGGAGGGCAUCAGAAAUCGCGCUGUCGAGCGAAUACGAGAGCGAAGGAUACUGAAGAAGGAGCGGAAGAAAGGGAAGCCUGCGGCUGAAAGCGAGCAGAGCAAGAAGCAGCGGGUCCACAAUAAGGGCGGAAGAUCGCAGAACGAGCAGGCGAGCGCUGAGAGCGCAAGGCCGCCCAACCCGAUCCCCGAGGUUCUCCUGCUGAUGUCUAUUUGCAAACUUGUGCGCGUGUGUGGCAUUGGUAGCUGUCUUGCUGUUCCCGGGCCAUCAAGAGCUGCAGAGGGUGCGGUGUUGAUCAAUCAUACCAAUGGGACCAACACCACAAAGAACAUCAGCGACGGUGAGAGAGGAGAUGAGAAUUCUACAGCCAGCAGCAACACGAGCAUCGACUCGUCUCCCACAAACAGCACGCAGAGUCACCAAGAAGGUUCCAACCAGACUCUGCUAUCUAAACCUAUCCCUCGCUGGGCCGAACUUCCUGUCCCACGUCCCUUGCGAUUGUGCUCUUUCAAGAGGGAUGAAGUGGUUGACCUUGACUGGACUUGGGUUGUCAUGGCAGACGCCAUGGGUUGGGCCCACCAGGGCCCCCUCAUGAAUGUCGAUCGUCCUUCGAGUGAUUAUGGGGUGUGGGUUUGCAUCUGCCCUGAAGCGAUGUGA